CGAAGUCAAGAUGUACACAGGAGCUGUCGCCGCCCCGAGCGUGGCCGCGAUGGGUCAUAGCGGAAGACAAGGAUGGGCGCCUGGCGGGGGACGCGACCGCGCCAAGCUGUGCCGCGCUCGGCGCGCCUUCGCCUCGCGUCUCCUCUGCCGCGGACGGCCGUCUGCUCGCUGCGCUGCCCGCCCUCCUCCACCCUACGCCUCUGCUGGCGACGACCACGACGACGGUGGCAUGCCAAAUGUCACGACCACUCACCCUCCACGUUUCUGCACUCAAUGAUGCCGAGUUCACGACCUACACUUCCUCCCUUCACGACAUCAUCGACUACGACCCGAAGCAGGCUUCCGCAGCGCCGGACUAUGACAGGCUCACCGUCGGCGUGCGCGAGGCCAGGGCGUGGUUGAGAGGUCGGUACCCCACCAUCGCACCAAACACAAUGGACACGAUCCUCCGCCUCUUCAGCCCCGACCUCGGGCCAGCAGAUGUCAUCACCGGAGGCCAGUUCUUUGCUGCUAUGAGGCUGGUCUCGCAUGUGCUAGGAGGGAAGGAGGUGGAUCCCGGCUUCGUCUUCCUGCAAGCGCACCCAGACGAGCUGGGAUCUCGAGCACCCUCUCCCUUGGGAAAGCGGUCCAGACUAUCGCCGCCGUCUCACCCACAGCCCACGCCCGACCCUCCCUCUCCUGACUACAACCCAUUCUUCACUUCCAAUCCGCCUAACCACCACCCUGCGCCACCAGCUGUCUCGCCUGCAUCCGCCCCUGCAAUUACACGUCCGGCACCACCAUCCAUACCGCCCAAACCGAACAACCCAUUCCUGAAUCGCCGAGGAUCCCAAGAUGUCCCACCACAGUCUGCCCCUGCAAGCACACCCGUAUUUCCUGGAUCUCGCCCACCUGUGUCUGCUUCACAGGACGGCAAAAUCCCACCACUUCCGCCCCGUAAACCACCGGUACUUCCUCCACCACGUCACGCGUCCCUCGGCGUCAUGCAUGCCCAGCCUUCUCGCGAGGUCCCACCACCCGUCCCGGCGCUACCGGCGCGGACCGUCUCAACAAGCAACCCGAAUGUCCUGAUUCAACAGUCACUGCAAGCAACACGUAUUGCGCAGAGCCUCAAGAAGGCGGAGCAGCGGCUCGAGCAGGAACGUGUGAUGGAGGUGCUCAAGAGUAGCUCGUCUGGCGCCGUUAACACCACCACGCGGCGUGUUCGCAGCAGGAGCCCCGUCAAAGAGAGCUACGGGCCGGGCCCUGGCAGCGCUUCGACCUCCUCUCAGUCUGUCGCGUCGGCAGCCAGCUCGGCGGAGCGGCCAAUGUCGCUACAUAGACGAGUACCAUCGCUUCCUCCGCGGCGCAAUCUCAGCCCACCGGCGUCGACCACAGGCACGGCGCGCUCGUUCGAGCAGGUCGCAACCGCAUCGCUCUCGCCAUUCAAGCGGGGCGUAUUCCCUCCAGAUCCUCCGCCUCCGGUUCCGCCCGCACGACGCUUUGCUUCGCAGAGCAACUCGCCUUCGCGCACGCCGCCGCGGCCACUCGCGGACCUGCCUCCCGAACCUCCUCCGAUGCACCCGGACCGCAAGGCCACGGGCUCCCUCACCGAUCCGGAGCGCCCACUGUCAAAUUCGACGCCGCGGGUGGUCAGGUCGAAGUCAAUGCAUCAGCCGUCUCCGCCGCCCGUGCCGCCACCCCCACGCAGGAAACGCCCAGAGAGCGUGCAGCUCACCCCAACCUCGCAGCCCGGCGAAUCUCCCUUCGGGAACCCGUCUAUCCCCACUUCAUCAGCAUCGACCCCGUCCAACCUCAUGCUCUCGCGCCACAUGUCGCUCUCGACGACCCGGGAGCGAGAACGGCAACGCGAAAAGGAGCGCGGGCGGGACUUCGAGGGCCGCGAGCGCUCGCGCGAGUCCGCGCGCACGGACGGCGGCGCGAUCGGGAACCUGCAGCGCACGCUGACGAGCCUGCAGCUGCGCGCGCAGCCGGCGUUCGACGCGGCGCGCUACAAGGCCGAGGGCGCGUUCUCGCGGCGCGGGUUCGUGCAGCACGGCGCGCACGGGCCGCGCUGGAUGCGCGGGGAGGGCGAGGCGCGGCUCAUGGACGACGUCGACGAUGACGCGGACGCGGACACCGAGGCAGGCGUUGGGGAUGCAGGCGCGCGUGCGAAUGGGGCGAAGCUGCGUGGGGCGGGGCAGGGGCGCGAGGAGCCGGGGACGUGGGGGGAGGAGAUUCGGGAGGACGAUAGUAGCUUGGAUCAUGACCCUGGGGAGGAUAGCGAGGUGGAGAAGGAGCGCGUGGAAGAGCGGGCGCGGCGGUGGCGGGAGGGCGGGGUGGAUGUCGCGGUCGUGGAUGACGGGCGGCGGAUGGUGCUGCAGCGGGACGACUUGAAGUGGCCCACGGCCGUAGGGGACGGGUGGCGGCCACUAUGACCGCGCGCGCGGUGGCUUGGAUAUGGUAUGGUGCUCGCGUCUCGGAUGGAGAAGUAUAGCAUGGCAGAACUCGAUUUGUAUUAUUUGCGCAUCGCGCCCUCGCAUUCAGACUAGUCGGCUAUACGAGUAUAGC
Molecule: messenger RNA, 2550 nt
Organism: Trametes versicolor FP-101664 SS1
Lineage: Eukaryota; Fungi; Basidiomycota; Agaricomycetes; Polyporales; Polyporaceae
Exons: 3
Coding region: 237-2417 (726 amino acids)
Source: RefSeq, a predicted model, not a curated record